Molecule: messenger RNA, 173 nt
Organism: Racocetra persica
Lineage: Eukaryota; Fungi; Glomeromycota; Glomeromycetes; Diversisporales; Gigasporaceae
Source: the annotation of a GenBank genome assembly
CACCCAAGCAAGUAUUGGCUAACAACAAAGAAAAAGAUUGCUGCUGUAGUCUUACCACCUUAUGCUAUCUAUCUUGCGUAUAAGAUGAAUAAAUAUAAAAAAGGCACGGCUAAACAAAGGAAUUUGCAAGAUAUUUCACAAAAAGACUGUAAAAAGACUGUAGAUAAAGAUGG